AUGCCGCCAAAGCGAGGAAAGAAAGCUGCCGCACCUGCCGCACCUGCCGCACCCCCGUUGGACGGCUGCUGUGUCGUCUUCAGCGGCACCUUCCCAGGCCACUCGCAGUCCGCUCUCCUCGACCAAGCCGCUCGCUUGGGAGCCGCCACUGCCAAAUCCGUGACCAAAGACGCCACCCAUCUCGUCACCACUCAGGCUGACUUCGACAAACUCUCGAGCAAGGUGAAGGAAGCCCUGAACCGCGACAUCUUCCUUGUGAGCCUGGAGUGGCUGUUGGACUCAGAGCAAUCCAAUGCGAAAGCAGACGAGACACAAUACACCUUCCGCAAUGUUACUCCCAGCCCCAACCCCGCUUCAGCUCCCUCUGCAUCUCAAGGAACCGCCGCUCAGAAAGCCAAGGACUCCAAGAAGCGCCAGGCUUCCCCCGACGCCGACGCAACCUCUGCCGAUCAGCACGACUCCAAGAAGAAGAAGGGUUUGGAGAAAGAAGUCAUCCCCAACUUUGGCGAGGGUCAGAUUGCCAAAUCGCGAGACAUCGUGAUUCCCCUGGAUGAAGAAUGCCACCUCGUUGGCUACGGCGUUCACGUUGACCCUGAUGGCGUCAUCUGGGAUGCCUCUCUGAACCAAACGAACUCUGGAAACAACAACAACAAGUUCUACAGACUCCAGGUCCUGGGCAGUGCCUCUGGAAACUGUGUCACCUGGAGCCGAUGGGGCCGAGUCGGCGAACGUGGACAGAUGAAGGCCCUCGGCAACGGAUCGCUUGACGAUGCGAAACGCCAAUUUCAGGCGAAAUUCAAAGACAAGUCUGGCUUGCACUGGGAGGACCGCACAGCUCCUCCCAAGCCCAAGAAGUAUGUCUUCAUUGAGCGCAGCUACCAGUCGGACGAUGAGGAGGAAGAUGAGGGCGUCAAGACCGAGAAGGAUGGCGAGGGCCCCGAUUGCACUCUUGCACUUCCUAUCCAGAAGUUGAUGCAACUCAUCUUCAACACGCAGUUCUUUGCCGCCGCAAUGACUGAGCUCAAUUAUGACUCGAAGAAGCUGCCCCUCGGAAAGCUCAGCAAGGCCACCAUCAUGAAGGGCUUUCAGAGCCUCAAGGACCUCUCGGAGAUGAUCAACGGCUCAGUGCCUGCCAGCGCAUCGGAUAUCGAAGACGCGUCCAAUCUCUUCUACUCACUUAUCCCACACGACUUUCGUCGUAACCGCCCGCCCGUUAUACGCUCCGAGGAUGUUCUCAAGCGCGAGAUUGAGCUUUUGGAAAACCUGGCCGACAUGAAGGAUGCAUCGAACAUCAUGAAGGACGAAUCGGCAAACGGCGAAGUCUUGCAUACUCUGGACAAGCAGUACAGGGGUUUGGGCAUGCAGGAGAUGACGCCGCUCGAUAGGAGGAGCACCGAGUUCCAGGAGCUUGCAGCAUACCUCACAAGCACCCGUGGACACACGCACGGGGUGAAUUACACGGUCGACUCCAUCUUUCGCAUCGAGCGUCUAGGCGAAAAUGACCGUUUCGGCAAGAGCCAGUAUGCUGGUCCGGUCCGCGACCGACGUCUUCUAUGGCACGGUUCUCGUGCUACUAACUUCGGAGGCAUUCUCAGCCAAGGCCUGCGCAUUGCACCCCCCGAAGCCCCAGUGAGCGGCUACAUGUUCGGCAAGGGAAUCUACCUCGCUGACAUGUCAUCCAAAUCGGCCAAUUACUGCUGUUCCUACAUUUCGGGUGGCACGGCUCUGCUUUUGCUUUGCGAGGCUGAGCUCGGCAAUCCCUUGAAUGAACUGACGAACUCCGACUACAACGCGGGAGAGAAUGCCAAGUCCAAGGGUAUGUGGUCAACUUGGGGCAAGGGAAUGACAGCACCGCUGGGUUGGAAGGAUGCCGACUGUGUCCACCCCUCCCUCGCUGGUGUCAAGAUGCCGGACGUCAGCAUCCAGCCUGGAAAGACCAAUGUCCCGGGCGCUUUCCUGCAGUACAACGAGUUCAUCUGCUACGACGUGGCUCAAAUUCGACUCCGGUACCUCUUCCAGGUGCGAAUGUAA
This is a messenger RNA of Diplodia corticola, 2031 nucleotides long. RefSeq names its product poly polymerase 2 adp-ribosyltransferase 2. The transcript has 2 exons. Lineage: Eukaryota; Fungi; Ascomycota; Dothideomycetes; Botryosphaeriales; Botryosphaeriaceae. The record is from RefSeq and is a predicted model, not a curated record. The coding region runs from base 1 to 2031 and encodes 676 amino acids. Gene Ontology annotation, molecular function: NAD+ poly-ADP-ribosyltransferase activity.